Messenger RNA from Branchiostoma floridae (Florida lancelet), 2133 nucleotides. RefSeq lists its product as uncharacterized. The record is from RefSeq and is a predicted model, not a curated record. Bases 685 to 1968 code for a protein of 427 amino acids. The transcript has 5 exons. NCBI's taxonomy places the organism in Eukaryota, Metazoa, Chordata, Leptocardii, Amphioxiformes, Branchiostomatidae. Gene Ontology annotation, molecular function: protein binding.
CGACAGGUGCAUUGUUCACUUGCCGCCGAGCCUGAGAGGAAGCUAUUCUUCCGACGUGACCCGCUGAUGACAGCAAGUCAGAGCAACUUUGAAGUGCUGACCAAUCAGCUUCCAACAAUCCUCAUCGAGGAUCAUGAUCUAAUCUCAAAAAUUACACCCCUGCCUCUUGGAGGAAAAAAUUACCGUUUGGCAAGCACACGACAUUUUGCUGAUUAUUCUCCCAGCUGAUUUGGUGCUCCCUCCAGCUCACAUUGUUAAGGAACGCUUAAUUAUCUUGUAAAAGUGCUGCGAGCGUCAUGCAUGAGUCCGGCUGAAUCGGGCGCUGUGUGUUACUACACCUGUGUGUUUGCCUAGCCGCUGGCCGUGAAAGCAGACUUGUUUUCGGGCGGGGAGCACGGACUGAGAUUGCGUUCAGCCGGGAUCCCUCUUGUUACCGCCGACAGCUGUCACAAGUGUAUGCGCCUCCGUCAGCCAAGGCCUCUCUACGUCUUUUUGUUUUCGCUCCGUUAGCAAACGUGGAGUCGGCAGGAGUGUGUACAUACGGAGGGACCGUUGCCAUGGUUUCCCCACCUACGACCCGUUCCUGACUGCGGGCUAAGUGCCGCUUGUACAGAUUAAAUGUGAACACGGGGUGACCGCACGCUUCAGUUGGAACAAGGGACACGGCGAGGGAAGGGCCCCAUCAUGGUGCAAUAUCCGGGGGCACGGGUCCUACUACUGUACCUGUGCUACCUGACGAACGUCCACGGACUUAGAAACUAUGGAACGAUCGACUUCGGCAGAUAUUGCGGCUCCGGUCACUUCGAGGAGGCUGACCACGCCGGGUACAUACAGUACAAGCCGGAGACAGGCUCUACCGCCCGCUGCAGCCUGCGGUUAAACCCUCCGGUGGGCGCCAUCGCCUUCUACUUACAGUUCAACAACCUCACCCUGGACUGCUCCUACCAGUCGCUGAAGGUGUACGAGAGGACGAAGGUGUACGAACCCGGCACGAUACUGGUCGACUUCUGCUCGGAGAGCGCCGACGACGUGACGGAGAUUACGUCAACAGAAAAGAGCAUCGGCAUCGAGUUUUUGUCCAACCCUAACAAGGACGACUUUGAUGUCAAACCCGCCAGUUUUCUCAUCAUGUACACGGUCUUCUCUGGAUCAAUUGAAGGUCUCGGCUUGUGUCCACUGGAACACAUCGGCCCGGGCUUCAUGCAGCCGCAGUUUAAGUGUGCGAACGGCCGCUGUAUCCACGCUGAACUGGAAUGUGACGGGAUCAACAACUGUGGUGAUUCCAGUGACGAGUCGAACCUGGACCACCAGACGAACUGUGACCGGCUGAAGGACCCUCCUGGAAACAGAACGGACCUGCCCCAUGCCCAAGUGAGCGAAGUUCAUCGUCCUAGCAACUUCCCCACCACCCUGAGUGCGCAUGACCAAGAGGCCACGUACGGCGGGCACGGGCUGAGUAACGGAGCCAUCGUCGCCAUCGUCAUCAUCGCUUUCGUCUCGGUGGGAAUCAUCAUCUUCGCCGCCGCCGUGCGCUACACACGGUUCCGCGACAAAUUCCAAGGAGGCGCUACUCAGAGGAGUAUAGACUACGAGUACACAGAGAGCCCAGCGUACGAGCCGUCCGAGAGGGUGGCUCGGCUGGUGAUACGGGACGGGAGAGCCAUCAUCACUCGGGGGUACAUCCCCACACACAGCGUCGGGAGUACUAGUACCAGUGCCACGGAUGACCGGGCGGCCUCUACACACACCUUGAACGGAGACUGUUCUAACGCAGCAAACUCCCAGGCAAACGGCCACGUGGUGCUACCGACAAGAUCUGGUAGUGAUAAACCAAGUUUACAGCCGUUGCUAGGAGACCGAAAGGGAAGCGACAGUGACGGUUCACUGCUGCCCUCCUACCCGCCCCCUCCUUAUGCAGACCUGUAUCAUCAAGUCUAUGAUCGCACACUAGAUUCCUCAGCUGUAUAACACCAGGCUUGGAUAGCACGAAGUUUUGUAAAUAUAAUUAUUGUACAUUUGAGUGUACAUAUCUGUAUAUGUUGCUGUGUUAACAUAUUUACGUGAAUUUAUAAUAUUGAUAUCAAUUUUAUUGAAAUUUGGAAUAAAACUGCAAUCAUUUCUGUUUCAACAAUA